This is a messenger RNA of Fusarium vanettenii 77-13-4, 915 nucleotides long. RefSeq lists its product as uncharacterized. The coding region runs from base 1 to 915 and encodes 304 amino acids. Lineage: Eukaryota; Fungi; Ascomycota; Sordariomycetes; Hypocreales; Nectriaceae. The transcript has 4 exons. The record is from RefSeq and is a predicted model, not a curated record.
AUGGCUGUUGGUGCAGUCGCUGGCGGCAUUGGUGGAGUUGGCAAGACAAUGGUCAGCCAGCUCGAGUUCAGCAAGGACCAUACCGUCUUCGUCCUGAGCCGAACAGUUCCCGAGAACCAAGCUCCCGGUACUGCUCGGGUUAUCAAGGUAGACUACAAUGACACUACGUCACUGACUCGGUGUCUCGAGGAGAAUAAGGUCGAAGCUGUCGUCUCCACCAUCAACCUGCAGGACGAAGCUGCGAGCAACGCACAGCUGAGGCUCAUUGAAGCCGCUGACGCGUCCAAGACAACAACAAAGCGGUUCAUCCCCAGUGAGUUCGCCUUUGCCAACUCUCCAGACGGUGUCGAGGAUGAACCUAGUGUGAGAUUUGCAAUGGAGAGUGUUGAUGCGCUUCGGAGGUCAAACCUUCAGUUCACACGAUCCGCGAAUGGGUUCUUUAUGGACUAUUGGGGCCUACCCCAUAUUCCAAGUAACCUAUGGACUUAUACUUGGGCCAUAGAUAUUGCCAACAAACGAGCCGCCAUUCCCGGAACAGGGGACGAUUUGCUGAGCCUGACAUACUCUGUGGAUGUUGCCAAAUUUGUCGUUCGGAUGCUAGAGUCAUCAGACAAAUGGUCUGAGACCAGCAUCCUCUCCGGGUUUGACCUAACUUUCCACCAGCUCCUAGCUAUCGCUGAGAGGAUCCAAGGUUGUAAAUUCGAUGUCAAAUACGAUAGCUUAGAGGCUCUUGAGAAGAACGAAGCGACACUUCUUCAGGUUGGUUAUGGAGGUGGCGGUUGGGCCUCUGAAGAUGAGGCAAAGCAGAUGGCAUCUUUGUUCGGCAAGAUGACCAUCUCAGGGACCUUCCGCCUGCCGGACGACAACCGCAUUAAUGACAAGUUUUCUGGCUGGGUUACACCCAAUGACGGCUGA